CCUUAACUAGUCCGUUUUGUUUUUGUGUCGCUUCACAACUCAGUGGGAGCAAGUGAAGGCUUCACCAAACACGCAUGCAUCACCUCUCUCUGCACAGUGUGCUGCUGAGCUGUCAUCCACCGCUGUGGAAACGCCAGGCUCCCCUGUGUUGUUAAAGGCUGUCUGCAUACUGAGCCACAGAAGACCCGUCAGACCAUGAACUACGUGGGCCAGUUGGCGGGGCAGGUGUUCGUCCAGGUCAAAGAGCUUUACCGAGGCCUCAACCCGGCCACCCUCUCAGGCUGCAUUGACGUCAUCGUGGUGAAGCAGCCCGAUGGGACUCUUCAGUGCUCACCUUUCCACGUUCGCUUCGGCAAGAUGGGAGUCCUCCGGUCCCGAGAGAAAGUGGUGGACAUGGAGAUCAAUGGAGAACCAGUGGAUCUACAUAUGAAGCUUGGGGACAAUGGAGAAGCGUUCUUUGUGCAAGAAACGGAAAAUGAUCAGGAAGUGGUUCCCUCCUACCUGGCCACCUCUCCGAUCUUGUCGGACGGGUCCAUCCUCAUGAGCUCCUCCCUGCUGGGGAAGAGCUCCGGGCCGCCCAUACAGACCCUGGGCUCUGCCGGCUGCAUGGGAGAGACCGGCGGCGGGAUGAUGAAAAAGAGGAGGAAGAGGAGAAGGAAGGCUCGGGCGGACAGCGUGAGGAGGGAGGAGAGCGGGGACUACUCCGGGGACGAAGACAUGUUCACCAUAGAUAUCAGCUCGGACGAGAUGAUGGAGGUGGAGAGAAACAGGACCCGGGACGUCCUGAGAGACGAGUCAACAGUCGGCUCUUUCAAACAGACCGGCAUCUACACCCGUUCAGAUGGAGAGUGGAGCCCAAUUCAGAGCCCUGGAAACUCUCGUCCCACCUCUCCCAAGAGCGAUUCUGAACUAAUGACCAAGCCGUCAGACAAUCAGAAUCCAGCCAUGCUGUGGGCGUGGGGGGAGCUGCCACAGGCUGCCACGCCGUCCUUCCUGACAGUGAAACCCAACCCUCCACCAGUGUUCCCAGUAUCCAUCCCUGUGACUGAGAGCACGCACUUCCGCGUGAUAAAUCACGAGACGUCCUCGGAGCAGUGUGGACUGAUGACGCCAGAGGAGACGGGUGAUGAAACAGUGGGGAUGGAGUCAGAAUCCAUGAGGACAGAGUCCCAGACAGCUGGAGAUGUGGCAGCUCGUAUGACCUCUGACACGGAGGAGGCCAUGUCUGCUCAUCCAGGCAAGACAGACUCUCCAUCCAAGAGAAAAGACAAGAGAAGCCGCCAUCUUGGCUCUGAUGGAAUUUACCUGGAUGACAUCACAGACCUCGAGCCUGAAGUGGCGGCCCUUUACUUCCCUAAGAGCGACGGCAGUGCAGCGGUGAGGAGCAUCUCAGACCCGGGUCUCCACAGCACCAGUCUGUCUCCACAGUCAAUCAGCUCUGGAGGAGACAGCGGUGUGGACAGCUACUGCGACCACAUGGCCGACAUGCCGUCCAUCACCAUCUCUCUGUGUGGAGGACUCAACGACAACAGGGAGAUCACUCAAGAGCAGUUCCACGAGAAGAUCAUCUCUUACCAGCAGUUUUCGGAAAACCCCUCCAUCAUCGACGACCCCAACUUAGUCGUGAAAAUUGGCUCCAAAUACUAUAAUUGGAGCUCUGCGGCUCCCCUUAUGCUGGCCAUGCAAGCCUUUCAGAAACCGCUGCCAAAGGCUGCGGUGGAGAACAUCAUGAAGGAGAAGAUGCCCAAGAAAGGAGGGAGGUGGUGGUUCUCCUGGCGAGGCAGAAACAGCAGCACCAAAUCGGAUUCCGUCUCUGAGCGCGGGUCCGGUGGAUAUGCUGAGCAGGAUGGGACAAUGUCAAGCAGACACAAAGAGGAGUCGUCCUCCAGCGAUGAAGACCACGAGGCAGCCAUGCAGGGCUCUCCCACCAUCCAAUCAGAGCCUGGACUCAUACUAGGAGGCGUGUCUUAUAAGAAAACACUCCGUCUCACAUCAGAGCAGCUGCUGUCUCUCCAGCUGCAGGACGGUCCUAACGACGUUGUGUUUAGUGUGACCACUCAGUACCAGGGAACCUGUCGCUGUCAGGGAACCAUCUACCUCUGGAACUGGGACGACAAGAUAAUUAUCUCUGACAUAGAUGGAACCAUCACCAGGUCGGACACACUGGGUCACAUCCUGCCCACACUGGGGAAAGACUGGACCCACCAGGGCAUUGCAAACCUCUACCACAAAGUCAGCCAAAAUGGAUACAAGUUCCUUUACUGUUCGGCGCGAGCUAUCGGCAUGGCCGACAUGACCAGAGGUUACCUCCACUGGGUCAACGAGAGAGGCACCAUGCUUCCUAUUGGCCCCGUCCUCCUCAGCCCGAGCAGCCUCUUUUCAGCCCUGCACAGGGAGGUGAUUGAGAAGAAGCCAGAGAAAUUCAAAGUGGAGUGUCUCAAUGAUAUCAAGAACCUCUUCUACCCCAACACACAGCCGUUCUAUGCAGCGUUUGGCAACAGACCAACGGAUGUAUAUUCCUAUAAAGAAGUAGGAGUGCCACUGAACAGGAUUUUUACAGUAAACCCUAAAGGCGAGCUAGUGCAGGAGCACGCCAAGACCAACAUCUCAUCCUAUGUCCGUCUAGGUGAGGUGGUGGACCACGUGUUCCCUCUUAAGAUGCGAGCCUCAUCCUCAGACUUCCCAUGCUCGGACACCUACAGCCACUUCACCUACUGGAGGCAGCAGCUCCCCCGGGUGGAACAUCAGGGUACUACACCUCCACCGACUCCACAGACUCCCCAAAUCAGCAGCUGACCACCUGUGGCCUGCUGAAUGGCUGCUAGAAGGCGGGCUGAGCACUGAUGGCGGGAUGGUUAUGUGAUGUGUGAGAUAGGAAUUUGUAGGGAUUUUUUUUUGUAGAAGAAGAUGAAGCACUUUGAGGGCAAAGCAGAGAGCAGUUUAAGUGGGUUAAUCUGCUGUGAUUAUUUAAAACGCACAAGAUGGAUGUAAUAGCACUUUUAUGAAAAGAUGGCCUUUUGACUAUCUGUAUGUAUAUGAUAAUAAUUUAUUCAGGCAGCUUAGCACAUGUAUUCUUUUGAGUGAGUGUUGACAUCAUUUCAGUAGCUAGACGUUUCAAGCUAUUUAUGCAGAAAGAUGAAAACUGUAUUUCUCAAACUAUACCGAUUUUCAGAAGUGCAUCACACCUGAUAUCAAAUUUAUUUCCUUGCUCUGAACUUUUUCAUUCAAGACUGUUUCAGAUCCUCAAUCAGCAUGGUGUUGCAUAUAUAUAGAUAUAUCUAUAUAUCUAUAUAUACAUGUAGGCUGGAGCAACAGAUGUGAUAUGUAUUAUUCUGUCAGUAUUGGUUACAUAGUGUGGUAAAAUGUAUUACACAGCACAAUGAAUGAGCGGCGUCUAUGUAGCUUGACAUUAUUCUGACAGAGGGUACAUUAUAUAAUUGGUUUUGAAUUAAUAUUUAUUGUUGAGACAAAGUAAUGCUGACAGGAGAACAGAAAGCAAAACAUUUUUAUUUUUCUAUUGAAAUCACAGUGUGUUGAUGUUGUGAUCAGAAAGUGAUUUCUGUGGCGGCCUCAUGAAAUGAAUAUAUCCAGUUACAGUUCAUACAAUAAGUCUAUGUGACUGUUAGGUGCUCUCUAAGAUUUAUGCUCGGUUCCAUAAAUGCCAUUAGAUAUAGUUUGUUUAUUUAUCUGGUUACAUCUUGACUGAUAUAAAAUGUAGCUUACAUUAUAUGUCACCCAUUGGUUAUUUUUCUGCUGCCAUUCCCUUUUCAUAUCACUUAAACCAAGUAAGCGACAGUAUUAAAAGGAAUGUUUGACCUUUUUUUUCAAAGUAACAGACACUUGAAAAGUGAUCUUUGUAUCUAUACAAACACCACAUAUAACCUGAGGUCAUAUGCAGUAUAUGAGCAGGAGCUGCUGUCAUGGUAACCUGACGAAUUCAUCUGUAUUUUUAUUUUGAACCACCCGAACAGUGUCAUCAUAUUGAGUAAGCGUGUAGUUUAUGGAAGAGGAUGUGCAUAUAAUGCUUAAUUAUUCUUUCCAUGAAAGAGCUCAAAUAGCCUGAAAGCGUAUUAUCUUUGCCUUAACUGUGGACGAUAUGAUGAAUCAUUUGUUCAUUUAUUCCCUCCACUCCUUCUCCUGACCAGUUCACUGUUACAUGUAUGUGGGCAAAGUCAAUAAAAAAU
This is a messenger RNA of Anoplopoma fimbria (sablefish), 4184 nucleotides long. Its product is annotated as phosphatidate phosphatase LPIN1-like. The transcript is spliced from 20 exons. The record is from RefSeq and is a predicted model, not a curated record. Gene Ontology annotation, molecular function: phosphatidate phosphatase activity; transcription coactivator activity. Lineage: Eukaryota; Metazoa; Chordata; Actinopteri; Perciformes; Anoplopomatidae. Gene Ontology annotation, cellular component: nucleus; mitochondrial outer membrane. The coding region runs from base 196 to 2796 and encodes 866 amino acids. Gene Ontology annotation, biological process: triglyceride biosynthetic process; cellular response to insulin stimulus; positive regulation of transcription by RNA polymerase II.